AUGGCUACGAAGGCUGGUGAGGAUCUGCUUUCCUUGUCCGGUGUGUUGACCGAAUGCUUCGGGAAGGGCAGCGACUUCACGGUCAUCGUGGAAGAGCCCUCAUGUGACAGUCCUCGCAGUGUACGAAAUUCUGAGGCACCGGUGAAGUGCACGGAGUUCAAGGUGUGGUCUGUCCUACUUGCCCAGUGGUCCCCAGUCUGUGAGAAGAUGAUCCGCUCUGAAAGCUAUGCGGAGUCACAGGCUGCGCAGGUCGUCAUCAAAGACUUCUCUGCUGGUGCCGUUGAGAUCUUCCUUCGUUUCAUGCAUUCCGGUACUGUCGGGCGCUUUGCCAUACCUCUUGUGGAGGUGGUCGCACUGGCAGACAAGCAUCAGGUCAAGGCUUUGCAUGAUGCGUGUUUGUGCUUUGUGCGACAAGAACUCAAGUCUCGACCAGCUGUGGCAUGCGAGGUCUUCGCUUCUGCGGACCGUUUUCUUCUAGCAGACUCGAGAACAGAGGCGCUCGAUCGCAUCUUCAUGAACCCUGGAGAGGCCCUAAGAAAGCGUCCAGCACUGGACCCGGAGCUAUUGGAGGAAAUCCUUGGGGUCAGGCUUGCUGUGCAUGUCAGAGUGUGCGCUUCAAAAAACCCUCCGGAGCUGGGGUGA
This is a messenger RNA of Symbiodinium sp. CCMP2592, 642 nucleotides long. The record is from the annotation of a GenBank genome assembly. NCBI's taxonomy places the organism in Eukaryota, Dinophyceae, Suessiales, Symbiodiniaceae.